AGAACGUGUUCCUUGGACUAUAUUAUUCAGUCCACACUCAGUAUCUUCAAACUCUCACCCAAAAACAGAACAUCCUCAACUCUCACCCAUACACUCAGCCUCACUAACUCUCACUCUCACUCACCACAUUGCCUCUCUCACUGCUCUUCCCUCUCAAGAAUUUCAUAUUUCAGGUUCACAAUGCCUGAAAUUGAUAUAAUCAUAUACCACGGUGGUCCGUUGAAGAAUGCCAAUGCGAACAAGGGAUUGCCAUUUGAAGGGCCGGGUAUAAAGACCUAUUAUACCCAAAUUGAUCGUAGGUUGAAGACCCUUGACGAAUUGAAGAUGAUGGUUAUGGAAGAGUUGUGUAAGAACCCUGCUAUGCACAACAUACACAUUACUUAUCGCAUGCCAAAUGAAAUCCUGAAGCAUCGGAUUAAUUACAAGUACAUGGCGAUAGAAGCAGACAAACAUGUGAAGAUCAUGUUUGACAAGUUGGAGAGAAUACCUGAAGUAACUAACAUUGAGUUGUACAUACAGUUGGAGCCACGUGCAGAAGUUGGUAUUGAGGAGGAAAUCCAACAAACACAAACAAGUUUACAAGUUACAGUUCCAUAUGCUCAAUACCAGUAUUUUAGACAUGUAGAGCAUGCUGAUGUUCAUGCCGGAAAUGAUGAUGAUGAGGAUGAGGAUGAGAAUGAUGAUGAGAAUGAUGAUGAUUAUGAUGAUGAGGAUGAGGAUGAGGAUGAGGAUGAUGACUAUGUUGAUGAAAAUAUUGCCAUUAACGGUGAAGAUUUGGCGAUAGAGAUGAGAUUGAAGACAGGAUUGAACAAGGGGACUUUAGGGACUUUGAGAGGGACAUUGAUGACGAUGAGACAUUGGACGGUGGUCAACCUGAUGCAUACAAUGUUCUUAGUGUCCAAAACAUUACAGACACAAUCCCUGUAUGACAUCCUUAAGAAGUUAUGUGAGGAUCACACUACCCCAAUUAAGCAUCUCAGAUCUAUGAUAGAGUCGAAAUAUGAGGGACAAAAGCCUUCUUACUACAAGGUGUGGGAUGCGAAACAAAAGGCGAUUGAGAAGAUGUUUGGAAAUUGGGAAGAGUCUUACCAAAGGUUGCAGAAGUUGCUAAUGGCAUAUAUUGAUCAGGAUCCGACGACGCAGCAUUGA
Messenger RNA from Quercus lobata, 1149 nucleotides. RefSeq names its product glutamic acid-rich protein-like. Bases 181 to 1149 code for a protein of 322 amino acids. Lineage: Eukaryota; Viridiplantae; Streptophyta; Magnoliopsida; Fagales; Fagaceae. The record is from RefSeq and is a predicted model, not a curated record. The transcript is spliced from 4 exons.